Molecule: messenger RNA, 635 nt
Organism: Aspergillus homomorphus CBS 101889
Lineage: Eukaryota; Fungi; Ascomycota; Eurotiomycetes; Eurotiales; Aspergillaceae
Exons: 2
Coding region: 227-520 (97 amino acids)
Source: RefSeq, a predicted model, not a curated record
GUUUAUGCUGCGGACGGAAAUGGCCUACAAGGUCGAUGGAACCAGAAUUUUGGCCAGACAAUGGGAGCCGUGUUUGACUCUCAGCGUAUGGACAUGCGGUUUGGGGACCUCAAAGCUACCCUGAGCGACUAUACCAAAGUCCCGACUCGGUGAUGCGCACGAUCGGGGGGCAAGUGAUUGCGACGGGGGAGUUUAAGGUCUUUUGGGUAGAUGCCACGAUUUUCAGAUGGCCAUCAACCAAGAGGGCUGGAUAGCCGAGUAUAUGGCCGCCCUCGGGCUCAAGCACGGCUACCUAUCCAUCUAUAACCAAACCAUCUUUCUCAAGGUGGAGGUUCCUGCGGGUAAGCGAUACACCGGGCUCUUCUACUCCGAUGUAAUUGAUUGGUCGGAUACGUCUGUCACCCUUCGGCAAGCUUUGUUCUACUUCGCCAUCAAGGCACGCAGCGAUAUCUAUCAUACUGUCCAGAUCUCGAGGAACGCCCAGUGGACUGUAAUGGGCAAGAAAUUGGUGGAUACAUAAUCGCCUAAUGCACUUGUGUGGCAGCUUCUACAUACUAUCAGCCGCCGAGGGGGGUGACAGCUGAAGGGGGCAGCUGAUAAAUACUUGGUCGUAAAUAGCAGGGAUAGGAACGGAG